This is a messenger RNA of Diospyros lotus (date-plum), 609 nucleotides long. RefSeq lists its product as uncharacterized. NCBI's taxonomy places the organism in Eukaryota, Viridiplantae, Streptophyta, Magnoliopsida, Ericales, Ebenaceae. The record is from RefSeq and is a predicted model, not a curated record. The transcript has a single exon. The coding region runs from base 214 to 426 and encodes 70 amino acids.
AACCCCAUUUCUUUCUCAUUGUCUCUGCGUGCGCAAGUUUGGCAUCCUCCUCCUCCUUCUUCACUAAGAAAGCUGCCCCCGUCUCCCCCCCCCCCCCCCCCCCUACAUAUUUGCAGCCACCGAACUAAUUUACCGUCCUCAUCCUCCAACAUCCAUCUGCACUUCUUCUUCUUCUGCUUGAUUAAAUAGCUAGAGCCUAAAGAUCAGAGAGCGAUGGCGGCCGAUUGGGGACCCGUGGUGGUAGCAGUGGUGCUGUUCAUACUUCUGUCGCCGGGGCUGCUGUUCCAGCUGCCGGCGAGGGCGAGGGUGGUAGAGUUCGGGAACAUGUACACCAGCGGCAUCUCUAUCCUGGUUCAUGCAGUCCUCUACUUUUGCGUAUACACCAUUCUAAUCAUUGCCGUUGGGGUUCAUAUACGUGCGGACUGAACCCGCCUAGCUUCCUUGAUUUCCCUGUAUUCUCUUUUCUCUCUCGUUUUUUUCCUCAUGAUGGGCUGCUCCUUUCCCCAUUUAAGGGGCUCAAUUUGCUGUUAACUAUAAUUGUGUGCGCGUGGUUUGUUCUCAUUUAGAUUAAACAUAGUGAUGAACACAACAAUUUGUGGAGUCUGCGUA